AUGGAAGGUUAUGCGAAAGUUGCUCACUUGAUGUCCAAGUACGAUGAGUUUGCAGUGCUUCGACGUUUCAAGAGGCUGAACAUCCAAAACCUACUCUACUCCCAAGCGGAGAUAAUCCACCUAGAGGAUAGCCUCUCACGGCUGGUGAAAAGAGACGCCGCUGAUACAGAGAGGGAGUUUUAUACAACGGACUGGUGGACUCUGGCUCAUGGCGAGGGCCAAAAUGGAAAGGAGCAAUGGAUAAUGGUGCGCAAACUAAAGAAGAAGCUCAAUCGAUAUAACGCCCGCCUUCUCAAACAAGUCGAAAUAUGCAACCUGGAGAGGCCCAGCUCAGUUGACCUCAGAACGCUAAGAAACUGGCUCGAAAGGCCAUCCAUGGGUGCAUUUCCCAUCAGGGGACUUGACCUAAAUGCGUGGGAUGAUGAGGACGACCUGGUAGCCAUAAAGCCCAGACUAUCGCCGGACCCGCUAUCAAGAUGGGUAAACGACGUGGUGUUUCCACUCAUACAUCGCUUCUGCGGCGAAAAGAUCAAAGAUCCAGAAGCUGCGGGAUUAGGAGACGGUAUAUACAAUUAUCGAGAAUCUCUUCUUGCUGGCUUGGUGAAAGUCGUGACAACGGUUGUUGCCUCGCUACUGCCGCUACUCUCUAUUGUCGUGCUGUUCAUGAUUGAGUCAGAUGAAAUGAAGCUGGGAGUCAUCGUGGCUUUCUCAGCCUUAUUUUCCUUGGCGCUCGCGUCAAUGACCAAUGCUCGGCGGAUAGAAAUCUUUGCGGCGACCUCAGCAUUCGCCGCUGUAAACGUUGUUUUCUUGACGAACGCCACAAGCACUAUCUCAGAGACGUAG
Messenger RNA from Neoarthrinium moseri, 843 nucleotides. RefSeq lists its product as uncharacterized. The transcript is spliced from 4 exons. The record is from RefSeq and is a predicted model, not a curated record. The coding region runs from base 1 to 843 and encodes 280 amino acids. NCBI's taxonomy places the organism in Eukaryota, Fungi, Ascomycota, Sordariomycetes, Amphisphaeriales, Apiosporaceae.